AUGGCUUGGAGGAUGGAUCCUUACGCUAUGCCUCGGGCAUUCUGCCUUGCCCAAACUAUCAUUCUCGGGUUUUCUACUUAUGUGAUGACUGGCGUCUGCGCGUCUUUUUGUAUCGCUACGUGUAUAACUGUAUGGAAGCCCAAAUCAUGGGCGGAUGCGGAGCGCUCGGUAUUGGUGUGGCGGAAUCACUACUAUUUUACGCUCCUGGUCUUUCCUAUUGUUGCCACAAUAGUAGAGAUCGUCAUUAUCAUCAAAUUGGAUGCUGUCAAACCCACUGACGACCUCCACUGUGAUGCAUCAGACCCUAUAUGGGUGAGAUUUUUCGGUUAUGCAGGCACACCACUACUUCUCGCAGUACCCGUUUUGUUCUUCUCUGUCAAGUCCAUCGUGCGAUCCUUGAAGACGAGCAGACACAUCCAGCGUUCCCGUUCAGAGGAGCUCGAGAACCAACGGGUUCACUCAUUUCCGCGAUUACCUUGGAGAUUCUACAGUCAUCGAAUAGUACCCAAGGUUGCUCCAUCACCUUGUCCGUCUUCUAUGAAGGCCACGCCCUCUGGUCACGAACUCGAUUCACCAGAUCGCACGAGCUUUUCUCACUCUUCUCUAUUUCCACCGGAUACAGACGUCCUCGACUCCCCUGUAUCCUCUUCUUUCCCUACCUUCGCCACUGUUGACCCCCCACCCCCGACUAUACGACGAGAUGGUCCACGACAUCCUGAUUUCUCUGCUAUCAUAGGAAAUGACUGGAACGAAAUAGCCCUUGCGACGCCUGAAGAGUCCGACCAAGAUAAGACGAGCUCGUUGGUGUGGACUCGCCCCGGAGACGAUGAUAUCCAACUUGAAUCCAAUGAUUGUGGGGGAGAGAAGCUCGAUGACUUGGAUUCAUUGGAUAUUUCAUGUAGCGACUUUGACUAUAGAUCGCCCUACUCUAAAACGCUGUCCUUUGGCGCUAUGCCCAAGCGAAAGAAACGACUUGCAUACCUAUCACCGGCAAUAUGGCGUAUAAUGUUCUUUCAAGUUGCCUUCACUAUCGUUCUUCUCCUUACUUGUAUAUCCACCCUAGUUGAUGUUGUUGCCGGCCACGAAACACCAACACCUUUUGGAACGCAGCACGUGGCACUGCUUCUAUCUGCCUGGGGACCAGCCCUAGUGUUCGGUCUCUUCCCUGGAGUGAUGCGGAAGCUUAUGUUCUGGAGAUCAAGUAAUUCAUGA
This is a messenger RNA of Desarmillaria tabescens, 1212 nucleotides long. RefSeq lists its product as uncharacterized. The transcript has 8 exons. The record is from RefSeq and is a predicted model, not a curated record. The coding region runs from base 1 to 1212 and encodes 403 amino acids. NCBI's taxonomy places the organism in Eukaryota, Fungi, Basidiomycota, Agaricomycetes, Agaricales, Physalacriaceae.